Messenger RNA from Paramecium sonneborni, 1038 nucleotides. The record is from the annotation of a GenBank genome assembly. Lineage: Eukaryota; Ciliophora; Oligohymenophorea; Peniculida; Parameciidae.
AUGCUUAAGUAGUAAAAUGAAUAAGUAGAGGAAGAUGAGUAUUAAGAUGCAAUAAGUUAUACUUCUUUAGAGAAGUUAGCAAUUCCAGGUUUUGGUGGAGUAGAUAUAUAGAGAUUAAAAGAUGCAGGAUUUACAACAUGUGAAUCAAUAGCAUAUACAGCUAAAAAGAAUUUAAUGAAUAUAAAAGGGAUGACUGAUGCAAAGAUAGAAAAAUUAGUUGAGGGUGUAGCUAAAUUAGUAGUAAAUUAAUUUAAGCCAGCAACAGAUGUUUUAAAAUAAAGAGAGAGAAUAAUUCAUGUUUCAACAGGGAGUACAAAAUUUGAUAAGUUACUUAGAGGAGGUAUAGAGACAGGCGGUAUAACUGAAAUGUUUGGUGAAUUUAGAACAGGAAAGUCUUAGAUUUGUCAUACAUUAGCAGUAACAUGUUAGAUGAAUGAUGGAAAAGGAAGACCAGGAGGGAAAUGUUUAUAUAUUGAUACUGAAGGAACUUUUAGGCCAGAAAGACUUAGUGAGAUAGCAAAAAGAUUUGAAUUAGGAGUUGAAGAAGUUUUAGAGAAUGUUUCUUUUGCAAGAGCUUAUAAUGUAGAUGAAUAAAUGAAGUUACUAAUAUAAGCAUGUAAUUUAAUGUCAACAGAUAAAUAUGCAUUAUUAAUUGUUGAUAGUGCAACAGCUUUAUAUAGAACUGAUUAUUUAGGCAGAGGAGAAUUAUCAGCUAGAUAAAAUCAUUUAGGAAAGUUUUUAAGAAAUUUAUAAAGAUUAGCAGAUGAAGUAUAAUUUUAAAGUAUUAUUUAGUUCAAUAUAGCAGUAGUAAUCACUAAUUAAGUUAUGAGUUAAGUUGAAGGUACAAUGAUGGCCAUGGGAGAUAUGAAAAAACCUAUUGGAGGUAAUAUUAUUGCUCAUGCUUCAACAACUAGAUUAUAUUUGAGAAAAGGAAGAGGAGAAAAUAGAAUUGUCAAAAUUUAUGAUUCACCUUGUUUACCUGAAUCAGAAGAAUAAUACACCAUUUCACCUGGAGGGAUUGAUGAUUGUGCUGAUUGA